This is a messenger RNA of Trachymyrmex septentrionalis, 987 nucleotides long. RefSeq lists its product as uncharacterized. Lineage: Eukaryota; Metazoa; Arthropoda; Insecta; Hymenoptera; Formicidae. The coding region runs from base 88 to 945 and encodes 285 amino acids. The record is from RefSeq and is a predicted model, not a curated record. The transcript is spliced from 3 exons.
UCAGUCUAUUGUAUGGUGAAACGCGUGCCAUUGUAAACGUAGAUAUAUCACGUAAUAUUGUGGGAUUAAUCCGCGUUUUCGGAAAAAAUGAAGAGAUCGCCAUUGAACAAUUCUGCUCAUGGUAGCCGACCGUACGGUGCCAGGCACACGCCGUACAUGAAUUGGAAGUCUCACGAGAACGCAUGUGGUAGAGGUUAUCAGUUCGUGGAUGGUAACAGCUAUCCGCGUUUCUACGCAAGUAAUACAGGAUCGCAGUCCCACGAUGGCGAUUUUAUUCCUCUGAACGUCAGCACACCGCUGACGCAGUACGACAAGUAUAAUACAGCUAAUCGGUACAGCCCUUUCGGUGGACGCGGCAGUCCAAGCAGUGGAUGGUGUAACAAUUAUAGGGGUAACUAUCACGCCACGCCAAGAUCGAACAAGAGAAACCCUGCCUACAAGCAUUCUCCUAAACAGUUUCAAGGGCAGAUAAGAAAGGACUACAAAGGAGCGCACAGGCAGGUGAAUAUAUCAGCGUAUGUAGACAUGAAUUCCUUUUUGGAAGAUCCCUGGAGAGAUCUAAUAAAAAAAUUGGACGACUCAAAAGAUAUAAGAAGUAAAAGUAAAGGACCUGAGAGUGAAUCUCUGUCUAGUUCAAAACUGGUUGAUACUGAUUUGUUAGACAAAUCUAAAAGCCAACUUUCAAAGGAUAUGAACUUGGGCGAUUCACGGUGCAGUCAAGAGAAUAGAAAUGAAUGUUCUGAAGAUACAACCUUUGAGACAAAUACAAGUUUUAGUCAAAUAUCAAAAAUCAACAGUUUGAUAGAGUCAGAAACUGGAGAUGUCUGCUUCAGUCAAGAUUCUUUAAACAAAAAUAGUGUCAGCGACACGAUUUAUGGAGCUAUACAAGAGAAUAGUCUUCAUUCGAAUGCAUCAUUGACAAAUAUUGAACAGAAAACUGUAUAACAAAGAAUCAGUGUGUUAUAAGAAAAUGCAUUACAGUACAUA